This is a messenger RNA of Clarias gariepinus (North African catfish), 2603 nucleotides long. It is a transcript of the gene galntl6, whose product is annotated as polypeptide N-acetylgalactosaminyltransferase like 6. The transcript is spliced from 13 exons. The record is from RefSeq and is a predicted model, not a curated record. NCBI's taxonomy places the organism in Eukaryota, Metazoa, Chordata, Actinopteri, Siluriformes, Clariidae. Gene Ontology annotation, cellular component: Golgi apparatus. Bases 150 to 1949 code for a protein of 599 amino acids.
UGUGUUUGUGUCAUCAUGAAAAUACGCCUCUACAGUGAAAGUUUGUCAAUAUCAUCAUCAUCAUCACCUUGGUGUGACUCCUCAGAGCUUCUUUUUUCUCACCUAAACACACCUGAACUCCAAUAAGGACUGAAAUCGGAAGUUUCACAAUGAAGAGAAGACAGAAGCGCGUGCUGCAGAUGGCAUUUUUAUUCAUGCUGGCCCUUAUUUUUUUGCCCAACGUGGGUUUGUGGUCCCUGUACAAGGAGAAACACCUGAUGAAGGCACACGAAGGAGAGCAGGGAUUUGCUCUUGGAUUGAGUGAUGGACAUGUUUACAGCUGGACGGACGGCUUGAGGAGGAGAGACUGGCAUGACAAUGAGAGCAUCAGGAGAGACGAGAUGCGUGUCGGUAAAGGGGAGCAGGGGAAGCCGUACCCACUUGCAGAGGAUGAGUGUGAUGACACAGUGUACAAGGAGAAUGGCUUUAACAUCUACGUGAGCAACAACAUCGCACUGGAUCGCUCGCUGCCCGACAUCAGACACCCCAACUGUAAGCAGAAGCUGUACUUGGAGAAUCUUCCCAACACCAGCAUCAUCAUCCCGUUCCAUAACGAGGGCUGGAGUUCUCUUCUCCGCACCAUUCACAGCAUUGUAAACCGGACCCCAGAUCACCUGAUCGCCGAGAUCGUUCUGGUGGACGACUACAGCGACCGAGAGCACCUGGGUAUUCGUCUGGAGGAGUACAUGUCCAGAUUUCCGAAAGUGCGCAUCGUGCGCACUAAGAAGCGCGAGGGUCUGAUACGCACCCGCCUCCUGGGAGCGUCCGUAGCCAAAGGGGAAGUCCUCACCUUCUUAGACUCGCACUGCGAAACCAACAUCAACUGGCUGCCUCCUCUGCUCGACCAGAUCGCACAGAACCCCAAGACCAUCGUGUGUCCCAUGAUUGACGUCAUCGACCACAACCACUUCGGAUACGAGGCUCAAGCUGGGGAUGCUAUGCGAGGCGCUUUUGACUGGGAGAUGUACUACAAACGCAUUCCCAUCCCUUCUGAGCUCCAAGGAACUGACCCCAGCGACCCUUACGAGUCUCCAGUGAUGGCCGGAGGUCUGUUUGCUGUGAACCGUCAGUGGUUCUGGGAGCUGGGAGGCUACGAUACGGGCCUGGAGAUCUGGGGAGGAGAGCAGUACGAGAUUUCUUUCAAGGUAUGGAUGUGUGGAGGCAGUAUGUAUGACGUGCCCUGCUCCAGAGUGGGCCACAUCUACAGGAAGUACGUGCCUUACAAAGUGCCCUCAGGAACGAGCCUGGCCCGGAAUCUGAAGCGAGUGGCAGAGACAUGGAUGGAUGAGUACACCGAGUACAUCUACCAGCGGCGGCCAGAGUACCGCCACCUCUCCACAGGAGACCUGACUGCUCAGAAGGAACUGCGCAAGCACCUCAAGUGUAAAGACUUCAAAUGGUACAUGAACACGGUGGCGUGGGACCUGCCCAAAUACUACCCUCCUGUAGAGCCCUUACCCGCUGCCUGGGGAGAGAUCCGCAGCGCAGCGUCAGGGUUGUGUAUUGACACCAAACACGGCUCGACGGGAGCAGAGCUCCGUUUAGACAGCUGCCUGAAGGAGGGAGCCGAGAGAACCUGGGCGCACGAACAGAUCUUCACCUUCGGCUGGAGGGAGGACAUCAGGCCCGGGGACCCGCUGCACACCAGGAAGUUGUGUUUUGACUCCAUCUCUCAAAACAGCCCUGUGACUCUGUACGACUGCCACGGCAUGAAGGGCAACCAGCACUGGAGCUACCGCAGGGAUAAGUCUCUUUACCACCCAGUGAGCAGCGGUUGCAUGGACUGCAGCCCGGCUGAUAAGCGGAUUUUCAUGAACAAGUGCAAUCCCGCGUCUGCGACACAGCAGUGGCUCUUCCAGAGAGUCAACAUCACCAUUCUGGACAAAAUCAACAGCGCCACCACUUCCUAGGACAUUUGGAAAAGCAGCCAGCCAGUGGACCGGCUCCCAGAAUCCUUAGCGAGGGGGGGUAGAUUUACCCCCCUCCUCCCAAAAGCCCACACAAGUGCAGGAGCAGGCGAGGGAGGGGGCGGCGAGCGAGCCAGGGAAUUGGGAUUGGGCCGAACCUGGAAGACUGAUGCGACACUCAGAUGGCUUGCAGGUCAAGGAGAACCUGUUCACAGCCAACCUCUCUCAAAAUCUCUCUCUCUCUCGUUGUUUUUCAUUUCAACUUGGCCCCGGUCACACUGAACUACAGUGCUCCGUUUAAAUAUCGUUCCUCCUCGCUCUAUCGAUACGGCAUGGUGGAUUUGUACUAUACUGGAGACCAGAAGUGACGUUUCAGCAUAACUACGUGGUUCCGAGGAGCUUUGUUCGAACUGUAUAUUUAUUUCUAUUUAUUUGGUCGUAUUUUUUGCAAGGAUAAAUUAUUAUGUGUGUAAUUGACUUUUGUUUUACCUCUGACAAGGGUAUGGCUAGAAAUCAGAUUUGCCCCAAGGAGAUGGAGACGGGAUUAAAUGUAUUUCCUUUUUUUUUUUUUCCACAGAGAAUCAUACCCUUCCUGCCCCAGUUCCUACCGUCUAAAUUCUAAAUAAAGCAAAAAAAAGAAAUAAAGGUGAAAACGUG